AUGCCCUGCGGCCGCAUUUGGACGGAAUGGCUCGCCGAGCACGUCGCAAAGGAAGCAAGGGAGGAGGAACCCAAGCGCUUCGCGGCUGCCGUGCAGUGCCUGAAGGACGACUGGGAGAGGGCGAAAGGGGUCGAUGGAUACGACAAGUUUGAUCGCGUGCUGCAUUGGUUUCCGAGGAUCUUUGCUUUCAUGGACCUCAAAAGGGACUAUCCAGUGGAAGAUGUCAUUACUCUUGUCCAGGUGUCCCUGGAGAUCGUGUUUGAUGCCAAGGACGACGUUGCUGUGCUGGUGAGAUAUGGAGAGAUUGUGAGUUUCCACUUGAAGAAAAACAGGAAAGAAAUUGCCGGGAAGCUGGAGAUUCCCUGGCGACCUUUGCAUGAGCUGGCCACCCACGUUUGGGAUCGGAAAAGGCUGAGCUACCAAGGCGAAGAUUCCUUGAUGGCCCUCCGAGAUUCCAUUCAAGAGCUUGUAUACCGCUGCUCAUCAUUCUUCCCAAACUCCUCCGCAGCAGAGAUUUGGGCUGAGUUCCGGCCUGCUCUCUUGCACACACAAGGCCAUGAGUGCUUUGAAGCGCUCGGUUGGCUGGUUCAUUUCAUGCCCACCCAGUCGAUUGGAAAAGAUGCAUCUGUGAACUGGGAUGGUUGGUUUGAUGAGUGGCUGGAUCUCUAUGAGAGGAUUGCUCACUGCGAGUUCUGGGACUGCCACUGGCUUGACCUCUUUGGCAGAUUGGCCAAGCAUGACACCAAUGGUGCAAUUGACUGGGGAAAGAACCUUCCACGCCUUUACACCCUGUUCCUCCGAGCUUUUGCAGUCCCAGUGGGAACAGCGACUGCGGACGCGCCCAUGUUCAAAUCACCCUCCCACAGGGCAACGCUCCUGUUUCAGCUCAAGGGAUCACAGGAAAUGCUGAGCAUUGCUAAAUGCAUGAUCUACAUCCUGAGGAACAUGGCUGAUGAGGGCCCUGGGCUCCGUUGCAUGGAGAAAUUUGUCAGUCUGUUGGAACAGUACUGCCAUCCAUCCAACAACGGCAGGUGGACGGGUGACUUGGCAAGUUUCUUGAACUACCUUGUCAAGUAUUUUCUGGAGCAGCUUGCCAAGCAGGGACGUGAGGGCUUGACAGAACCAAGACACACCAUUUCAAAACAGACUGAGAAGAGCAUUCUUCGGUGCCUACUGCUGAUGGCAUCCCGUGGCCAAUACUCAAAAGAGGAAGACAUGAGGCUAAAAGCAUCUCUGGCUAUGUGCAAUUUGGCAUAUGUCGAUCCCGAACGUGUUCUGCCAUUAGUGCACAAGAGGUUCGAAGAAGCAAUGGAAUCGCUGACUGCCACACACCAACUUUCUGCUUCCAUCCAUGGACUGGGAAUUUGUGUGCGGCCAAUGCUGCUGGCUGGACUUCAUCUUGAUGGUGGAUUCGAUGCCAGAGAAGCCGCGACUGAGUCAAUUGCAGCAGCCAUGAUGGAGGUGCUUCCUGGACUGGAUGCCAAUGAUCAAACAAAGACCGGUGCCGUCCUACGCUUCUAUGCGGCAGUGAUGUUCAGCAUCCCCAGCUUGGAGCCGCUGUCUGGUCCAGCUGCUGGCAGACUUGUGCUCCCUUUGGAUGUCGAACUGUGGGCCGAGGAAGUGCUGUCAAGAAUCUUUGCCCUGCUGGAGAACAUGGAAGCACCGGAGCACAGGACCGACCAAUCACACACCGCUGCCAAGGCGGCUGUGAAGCCAACAUUCUUGAUGCAUGAAUAUGCAUUCUUUGAGGCCUUUGUGGAUCAGCUGCUCUUGAAAUUGCCAGACGAUCUGCGACGGCACGUGGUGAAGCGGAUCAGUGGUUUUCUCCUGACUUCCUGCUUGCCGUCUGUGAUAAAAGAAGCCGGAAACAUGUGUUGCUCAGCAUCUGAAAUUGACCCUGAGGCGACAAUCCAAUUCCUUGUCAAACCACUGAUUGAGAAAAUCUUGGAAGAACUCCCACCUGUCUCAGGAGGAAGCCUCAACAAAAACAAUUUCAGCCAUUCCCUGGAGACAACGGUUCUUUGGCAUUUGAGCCUGUUGCAUGCAGCAAUUGCAACACUGGGAAAAUUUAUUGCCUCAAACUCAGAGUCUGUGAUGGAGGUUGUGGACCGUGCGCUUGCAGUCACUUCUAAGGAGAUUCAGGGCGCUGGCAUGGACAUACUUGAAAAUGCACUGAGUGCUCUCACGAAUUUGUACCCAGUUCUGGAAAUUCAAGCAUUCCGCACAAACAUUCUCCCCUGCGGAGCACAGAGUUGGGUUUCAAAGGACCCUGAGGACUGGUCGCCACCCAGGUGGCACACCCCUUCUGCUGCUGAACUCAACGCAGCAGAGAAGUUUGUGGAGUAUUACCUGGAGUCAGGAAUAAAUGAACUGCACGAUCUUGCAUCUGAGAUGGUUCAAGAUUCCAGUGGCGACUUCAAAGACAGAGUGACGCAGAGCCUGUGCAAGGUGCGGGCAGUCCUGUUUGGGGCAAAGGAGAGCCUUGUGGAUUUUGCCAUCCCUGAAGUGGUCCAUAAACCUCCAGGCUACUUUGGUGAAGUUGUUCCCCUCAGGGUUGCCGGUGCAAGUGGGAUCACGAUUGGAGCACCAGGUCUGCAUGAACGAGCUGCGGAGGCACUGUGUCAGAUCUGCCCCCAUCUUGGGGACCAAGAUCCAAUCGUCUCCUCGCUCCUUGUGGAAGCUAUUGAUGGUGUGCUGUGCCUUGGAGGAUCACCUGCGCCUGAUGAGUAUUCGGAUAUCUUGAAUGACGGGCAAGAUACCGCUGACACCCUGUUUUUGGAGCCCCCAGUGGCGGCCCCAUUGCUGCAGGCAGGGGUUAACUGGCACAAGCGGAAACCAUUGUACCGCACUCUCUUCAGGCUUUGUGAUCAGUAUGGAAAGAGGUCAUCAGAUGCUAUGUACCAGAUGUGGUAUUCCACAGCAAACCCGAUUAUACUUGACCCCGAACUUGUGCCCAAGAGCUUUGGACAGCUCUUUGGUGAGGUGGUGCGGUUCUCCCUGCACCGAUAUGAGGUCGUUCGACAGGGGGCACUGUGUAUUGUAGAGAGGGCUUUUGUGCGAUUUCCAGCUCUUGUGGAUAUAUAUCAGCCAGUGUAUUUGCUGGCCAUUGCUCGGUCGCCCAUUCCCCAAGAAUUGUCGUUGAAGGCGCUUCAUGGCAACCCAACGUUCCAUGAGGACACACACAAGCAGCUCAUGGCUUUCAUGUCACCUCUGGAUGUUGAUUCAAUUCCGUCUGUGGCUGGUCAAGCCACAGAAAGUACUGCAGAGGAGAUGGAGCAGGAUGCCAUAGUGGCAGGAGCAGUAUCUGUCAUGGCUGUGUCGGUCGCAUGGAGAGGGAUUUUUAGGAACCCAAAGAAGCUGGCGAUGGCCGUGUAUGCUCUCAUGGGAUCCAGGCAGAACAAGAGCAGUGGCUCGCAAAUGUCUGCCAGCAUCUUCAUUUGGCAAUUCCUGCUUCGUUUCCUGGGGGUGCCUGCUGGCCAUGGAGGUGCUAUUGAUGCAGAGAUUCUUGAAUGCCAGAGAAAGCUGAUGCAGCUUGGGAAAGAGGGCGUCCUUUUGAACUGGAAGUAUUCUCUGCUAGCCAAUAUCCUGCUGCUCGCCAGCCUUCCAAACAGGUCUGAUGCAGCCAUAGUGGCCUGUGUGGAGCACUUUCUUCAGGCAAUGAAUAGCAAGCUGCCAUCCUUGAGGCAAGUCUGCAUGGUAGGGCUGUACUCCACUUUGCGGCCGCUCAUCACAUCAGGAGUGGUGAACCAGUCAGUCAUCCAAAAGGUUCGUGAGUAUAUUUCGAAACCUGGGUUUGGUGACAGUUUUCUCCACAACCUGAUACAUGGCCAUGUUACCCACCAAGCUGACGAUGAUUCCAAGAAGUAUCAAAAGCACAUCCAGUACAGGAUCAAGGAAGGGUCUUUUGAGGAAAGGCUUGUGCGGAAUGCGCAUGUGCUGCUGGACAGGUUUGGCAAGUGGCCAGAGACUGACAAUCCAUCGGCCACGCUGGAUGGGAGUUUUGACCUUCCGCAGGCGAGAGUGGUCCAGGCCUUUAUGUCCCUUGCCCCAUCAGAAAUGCUGUCUGCUGUACGCCAGCCUGUGCAGGCGCUGGUGGAGGCCUUGGGGAAGCACGAAGCCGAGAAGAAUGAACAGAGUGCACUGGCUGAAAUUCUUGGGGGCAUUUUAGCAUCAGGUGUGCCAUGGUGCACCACUUCCUCGGGUUGCAAGCCCUGGGAUGAGUGGGUGAAAGAUGCACUAAGAGCAACCUUGGAAGCUGCCCCUCUGGAGAACUCGAGUGUGUAUGUCCUUGCUGUCAGGUUUGGUGUUCGUGGGCUGCUCGACCUUGUCAGUGAGAGCAAUGGUGGCAGCUGCCUUGGUGGUGGAGAUUCUGCAAUGCCAGCAGUGAAGGCCCUGCUUGGUGCCAUAUGCAUACCUUUUGAUAUAUCGGGUGCUGGUCAGUCAGCCGCUGAGAUCAAGCGACUCAGCAACCUGUGUGGCGCUUUGAAAGAGUUAAUGAUGGUGUUUCCCUUGGAAAGGCUGCCAGCACAGCUGGUACCUAUAUUUGCUGGCAUUCUGGAGCAGCUGCCCCAGUUGAUGAACAUUGAGCUCCAAAGCGUGCGUGACCAUGUGGCACGUCUCAUGGUUUUGGUGUGUGGUUUUCUCUUGGAAGACAAACAACUACCUGUGGAGAACUCACUGAAGGAGGUCCAACAGAAGGCACAGGGUGUGUGCGACCUCUUAGUCCGGCGAUUUGCCGAGGGGGUGGAGGUUAUAAAGUCUACGGCAGCAGGAGGGGUGCCAGAAUCGGAUGGCGGCAAGAGUGCAGACCCAAUGGAAGUGGAGGGUGCUGGGGCUGAGGAAGGGAGUUCUGAGUCGCAUGCCGCUGCGCACGUUGGCCUUGAUGCCAAGGUUGGGAUGGCGGCUGAAUUUGUUACUGCAGGCAUGCGCUUCUGUCAAUCUCCCAGCCUACAGCAUGUUCUGCUCAGGCUGCUCUCUGGCUUGUUCCAAGUACAGGAGCUAACCACCCCGAGCUUGAAGCCACUGCAGCUCGAGGCAUCCACUGCGUUUGCGCUGCUAAAGUACCUGCCAGUUUCUGUGAGACACGUCCAGGACGUGGUUGACAGUAUCUUGGAAUCUCCAAAGAUGGACCAGUGGAGCGCCCGAGCGGCAGGCCUUGUCUACUUGCAGGUGUUUUGGUUCCGCCACUGUUUCUUGUUGUCUCCCAAGCAAUCCAGCAGCCUGGAAGACAUGGUCGUGAGCAGGCUUUCGGAUACCAAGCUGGAGGUGCAGACGAUGGCAUCAAACACCCUGGCUGGCAUCCUGAAAGGGAUGGAACCGAUGCAAGAGCAAGCACUGAGGUCGCAGUUUGUAUCCCAAAUCCGGAGAUUCUACCCUAACGGCCGACGAGCCAAGAAGGCCAAAGACUGUGCAACUGUGCAGGAGAAGCACGCAUGCAUUCUGGGACUCAGAGGGUUUGUGAUUUGCCACCCCUACGACAUCCCCUCGGAAUGGAUGCCCGAGCUGUUGACGCUGGUGGUCCCCGCGGCUGGAGACCCGCCGCCCAUUCGGACGACUGUGACAAAGAUGCUGGGCGAUUUCCGUCGGACGCACGAGAACGAGAGCCGUGAGGACCUGCGUGCCGCCUUUGACGACGAGCAAUGGGAAGCGCUCAUGGGCGUUGGCGCCCAAGCUUCCUACUUCACUUGA
This is a messenger RNA of Ostreobium quekettii, 5688 nucleotides long. The record is from the annotation of a GenBank genome assembly. NCBI's taxonomy places the organism in Eukaryota, Viridiplantae, Chlorophyta, Ulvophyceae, Bryopsidales, Ostreobiaceae.